Molecule: messenger RNA, 1322 nt
Organism: Sitodiplosis mosellana (orange wheat blossom midge)
Lineage: Eukaryota; Metazoa; Arthropoda; Insecta; Diptera; Cecidomyiidae
Gene: fs(2)ltoPP43
Product: probable RNA polymerase II nuclear localization protein SLC7A6OS
Exons: 1
Coding region: 184-1260 (358 amino acids)
Biological process (GO): developmental process
Source: RefSeq, a predicted model, not a curated record
UUUGGUGCGUUGGAAUGCGUUGGAUUCAUUGCCUGUGAAGCAAUGCACUUUCUGUCAAAUACAGAAUGACAGUACAGCGUCUACUUAAAAAAUCAAACCAAAGCACCACUAGCUCUGUAACCGUACCGAGGUAACGAGAAAUCGAACGAGUGGAAACGUAAUUGUAUAUUAAAUUGUGAGGCAAUGACUUCGGCCGUUGUUCGUGUAAAGCGUCGCAUAACCGACGAACCAUUCGACAAAUUCGUUUUGAAUUGUAAACGUUUGAAAACCAGCCAUAAUUUACUAAGUGAUCCAACUGAUGCGAUCGCCGUCGCCACCACCACAGCCGAUGCUGUCGAAUCAACGAACGACACCAAAACCAUAUUAAAACUUGCGGCUACCGUUAGUGCUGAGGAUGAUUUACGGGCACAUUUGACGAAAUUGCGAAAAACUGAGGCUGAAGAAAUUGUGCGUAAAGUGCGAAAACCCGACCGUGUCAUCAAUAAAUUGCGUGAACAAUUCAAGGAUGACGCGCAAAAUCAACGAUUCAAAGUGGUCAAUUGCUUUCGAUCCAUCGACGAUACAAUCGGUUUGAAUGAAACGGCCGAAGGUAGUAGUACAACACAGAACGUUACCAUUGUUGAUGUAAUCAAAGAAGAUCAGACACAAACGUCGUCGCCGCCAGAGCCAAAUCAAUCGGGUGCCAGCACAACUACCGUCGAUCAAAGUGAUAGCAAAUUCGUUUACGAUUUGUAUUUAGUACAGAGCGGUGAACAACCAACUGAAAUCGAUAUAAGUAACUACACCAUUCGGCCUUUUGAUGACCUUGUCUAUCAAGCAAACGAUGACACACUCAAUGACAGCGACUUGGAUUCGGAAGAUUCAAACGAUGAAGCCCACUGGCGCAACGAAUAUCCCGACACAGAUGAUGGCCAUAGCAUUGGCGAAGAAGACAUGCGACGAGCCGUUGAAGAUCUGAAUUUUGACAGUGAUGCCGACAAUCUAUCGUCCGACGAUGAUGAUGAACGCAACUAUGUGGAUGAUCCGGUCGUGCAUUUCAUGGAUGAGAGCGAAGAUGAGGAAAAUGAAUAUGAUUAUUUCAAAAAGCACGGCCAACUUCGAAGCAAUGCCGCAUACUAUCGCACGAAUCGACACAAUCCACGAACACAUUUGGCCUCCGACGAAGAGUCCGACAUCGACGGUGAACCAUCGUCAAACAGUUCGAUAGCGUCAAGUGUCUCGCCAUUGGCUUCAUGUGAUGCAAACAGUGAUGAUAAUUAAAAAUUAAAAACACACACAACCAUUUAAUUCUCAAUAAAAUCCACAUUCAAUCUACAACAUUA